GCGAAUAAAACAGCGUAGACAAGAGCUUUUCGCGGUAACGUAGCUAUCGCGUUAAUAUGGCUAUUGACCAUCAAAGGGUCGCCUAAAUAUGACGUCGCUACACGACCUUUUUAAAAUGGAUGCUAGAAGGCAUCGAUGUCGUUAUAGCAUCAUGUCUCAGACUCUCAGUAAAGGAAAACGAUUUGCCUGCAUCAACCCCAAGCAGAACAUUUCUGACUUCCCUGCUUUGAAGGACUGUCUGCCAGGCAGGUAUGAUUACCAUGUAUGUGAUUAUAAAACAUUAAGUGAGACAGGUGAUCAUAUUAACUAUAGGGCCAUUCUUCGGAUGGCCUUGUACACAGAGUAUGAUAUAAAGCUGUGGCUGAAAAGUCACACAGUCACCUGGAGGGUGGACCGAACAUAUCCAAGAAAGGGCCAGAAAGUACUUUUCAAGGUGGACUUCAGAUGCCAACGCAAUACGAGACCUCGCAAUGAAAACGCGGCAGGCAGAAGAAGCCAGAUUACAAACUGCUCUGCUAAGAUGACUGUGACACUACUACGCACUCAAGUGAGCAGAGGCAGGCAGAGUCUAAGCAAGGACCCUCACGUGCCUACCUUCCCCACAAUCGUGUCCAUCUGCAGUGACCACAACCACAACGUCUAUGUGGCUGAUGCACUGAGCCACUGUGAUGUUGGGGAUGAUACAAAAGCUAAACUGAACAAGCUUUUUGAAGCAGGACGCUGCCCAAGUUCAGCCUUAGAUGAGCUGAAGUACGAUCUAUCCCCGCAGACCCUAUCUUGCCAAUCCCCCUCUUUAUCACAUCAAGAUGCUGCAGCAGGAUUUGCUGAAAUGUGCCAGGAGCUGUCAGCCAUGGUCAACAGCGACGCAUCUUUUACAGCCUCCUCAAUAGCUGCAGUAAAGGCCUUUAAAACAAUAAAAGACGAUCCGUCAAAGAUCAUGACAGCCUUACAUAUGUUUGGCCGCUCAAAAAACACCAGCUUGGCAUCUGUAAGAACUGGAGCCAUCCGUAGGGCAGCCAGGCAUGCUGGCCCUACUAUUCAUGCACAACCAACAGCAGUGGCGAGACGUCCUGCCAAGGUAACGGCAGGACAUGACCAUGUUUACAGCCAGCCAGCCAGUCAAGAGGGUCCGAACACAAGCUCCCCAUUAUCCGGCGCACUCUGGGUCGGAGCGCAAAAGCCACCCAGAAUGAAAGAAUGAAUUGCCAAUCUGUCAUCUUUCUAAAACACACACACACACACACACACACACACACACACACACACACACACACAGUUUGUUUGUAUUUGGCUUCUUUAUUAAACACUUUUAAUGUGUUUAGUGUUUAAGUCUCAAUUGUUUCUUCUCACCCAGAUUAAAGGUGCAGUAAGUGAUGCUGCACAAAGAUUGUUGGUAUUUGAACUCAACUGGCAAACAAAUACACCUCUCACAUCCAGAAAACAGUGUGGAAAGUGGGGACAGUAAUGUAAUCCGACAAUGUUUUUAUGGUUUAUGAAUUGGUUGUUGGUAGGCUUUUGCCUGGGAACCUAUUUAAGAAGCUACUGCACUGCUGUCCUAUUUGAACUGUGUUUUUUUUUAGCAGACUGGUCUGGGCAGAGGGCACACAUGAGUGGAAGAUCACAGAGGCUAAGACUGACGCUAGCUACGUUUGAAUUGAUUGCACAGAUUAUAAAGCUGUAAUGUUUUUGAAUUUAGAGUUAAUUGCAGUAAGUGGGUUUUGAGAGUGUGAAAUGUGUACUUUCCUCCAUAAGUAAAGAUUCCUGUGUUUGAUAACUUA
Molecule: messenger RNA, 1778 nt
Organism: Perca fluviatilis (European perch)
Lineage: Eukaryota; Metazoa; Chordata; Actinopteri; Perciformes; Percidae
Exons: 6
Coding region: 89-1201 (370 amino acids)
Source: RefSeq, a predicted model, not a curated record